UAAAAAAAUCGCCAAAAAACUUGAUAACACCAUACUUGCCAUACCAAAAUCGUAUUUUUUUUUUGUACUCAAGGUUCAAAACACAUACAACAUGGAUUUUAUAGUCGACAUGACCAAUAAAAUCAAAGAAUUCUUUAUUCCAAAGAUGGAAUCUACUGAAAGUACUUUUGCGCCUCAGAAAUUAAGUCCAAUAACAUUCGAGAUCACUGCAAAGGCUUUUACACAACAGAUGAAGAGAAAUAGUAGUGUUGGAGAUAUAAUACCGAUUCAACCGGCAGAGGAAGUUAACAAAAUAAUAUCUCAGAUAAUAAACACGUUUAAUAGUGAUGCUAACUUUGCCGAUGGUCCUAAAAAACCUCUGAUUCCUAUGGCUACUACACCAAUCACUACAAUGCGAACUGUUCAGACUAACAUUACAAAAGCUGUGUUCAAUGCUAGUAAACAGAUAUCUCAAAUAAUAAACACGUUUAAUAGUGAUGCUAACGUUGCCGAUGGUCCUAAAAAACCUCUGAUUCCAAUGGCAACUACACCAAUCACUACAAUGAGAACUGUUCAGAAUAACAUUACAAAAGCUGUGUUCAAUGCUACUGAACAGAUGUCCAAGAAUAAAAAAGAAACAGGCUUUUUCAACGCGUAUAUUAUUGCUGCUGUAGUGCUCAUUGUCCUUUCCGUAAUAUGUUUAACAGGUACAGUUAUACAUAAAAGCAGAGCCCUGAAGAAGUUGAAGAAUUCCAAUGGUAAAUAUAACGUUUCCCAAGGGAAGAAUAACUUCAAAAAUAACGAACUACAAGAUAAAUCAAAGAAACUGAAAAAUAUACCGUAAUAAUAGAAAAUAAUUUAGUUUUAUCCUGUUUAAUGCUAUUCAUAACAAUGUUGUUUACACUUACCUUUUGGGGCGGUGCUGCCAAAACCGGUACUCCCAAACGAGAACGACAUUUUUAGUUAUUAAACUAACAUCAAAAUCUA
Molecule: messenger RNA, 966 nt
Organism: Sitophilus oryzae (rice weevil)
Lineage: Eukaryota; Metazoa; Arthropoda; Insecta; Coleoptera; Curculionidae
Exons: 2
Coding region: 92-823 (243 amino acids)
Source: RefSeq, a predicted model, not a curated record